GCACAGUCUGUUGUAGCGGCGAGGGUCGGGCCGAGGCUCGUAACUUAUCGCAGUAAUAGGCUCUCCCUCUAACAGUCACGACAGCCAGCCGACUCGGUACUCUUCAGCCCAGACUUGAGCGAGAGGACGGCGUGCAGGUGCACUCGAGGUCGGUGUAACUCUUCUUAUAUUAUUUCUUGGGAAUGUGCUCGACUUGAGAGUCUCAUGGCACCAGCACAAAGUAGGCGGAAGGUCUCCUAUGUCAUACCUCCUCCGACAGAGCCCGUCCCGCGUCUCCAGCUUCCCCCACACGGUCUCCCUAGACAUGGUUCUGUUUUGCCUCUCAUUCGACCUUCAUCGUCUUCGGAACCAACAUCUCCUGUGAGCCCGAGAUGGACACAUAAUUCACGACAUCGACUGGGCGUGGCUUGUCUUGCACUCGAUACUUCUACUCAUCUCGUUGGCAAGUCGGCGCCCGAGGGCAUACUCUAUACAGGCGGUCGUGAUGGGCUCGUAAUCUCUUGGGACUUGGGGCUGCCUAUGAAGCAUAGGUCCGUGAGGAAGGAUAUGGCCACUCUCGCAGCUAGCGGGUCGCAGAUGUCGGUUGGGCAUUGGGAAAGGAUGACCGGGUGGGGAGACGAUGUGAUUGACGAAGAGCUGGAGGAGGGAGAGGACGGACCAAGGAGUGAUGGUGAUAUUCUGGGAGAGGUUAAGGGCAGCGGAAGGCGGAGACGACGGAGUGUAAAUACGGACGCCCCUAUACCCUUCGAGCACCAGUGGGAAACCGACCUGGAUGCAUUCGAGCCUGGCAAGCCGUCACAAUUCCGACAAUCUACACAAGUACACACCGACUGGGUAAACGAUAUACUUCUGUGUAAUCACAAUCAGACCGUCGUAUCCGCAUCUUCCGAUGGCUCUGUCAAGGCUUGGAAUCCACACUCCUCACCGCUGUCCGACCCAACUACCGUUGGUAUACAUCAAGAUUACGUUCGGUGCCUUGGCCAAAGUCGAGAACAAAAUUGGGUUGCCUCCGGCUCCUUUGAUCGCACCAUCAAGCUCUGGGACCUCGGUCGCACGUCCUCGGAACCUAUCGUCACUCUGAAUGCCGCUGAUUCUACUGGCCCAAAGUCUUCGAUAUACGCCAUGGCCGUAGAUCCUUUUGGCCAUACAAUCGUUUCUGGAGGUCCCGAGCGUGUCAUUCGACUAUGGGACCCACGAGCUGGUAAAAGGAUAGGCAAGCUUGUCGGACACACGGACAACAUCCGGUCUAUACUUGUUUCCGAGGACUCAAGAUAUUUGCUGACGGCGUCCGCCGAUGCGUCGAUCAAACUCUGGUCUCUUGCCUCACAACGAUGUCUACACACCUUCACUCACCACACCGACUCCGUAUGGUCCCUACACUCCUCCCACCCAUCCCUCGAAGUCUUCUAUUCCGGCGACAGAUCCGGCUUCGUUUCUAAAGUCGACGUCGAAGGCUGCACAGACAUGUCCGAGGGCGAAUGCGUCCUCCUCUGUCAAGAUACCAACGACCACGGUAGCGUCUCGGAGGGAGUCAGCAAGAUCAUCGCUGUGGACGAUAAUCUGCUAUGGACAGCCUCCGGGAACCCGAGUCUUAAACGGUGGCGUGUGCCACAGCGAAGAUCGGUCAGAGCUGCUGCGUUGGCUGUCAGUGAAGUUUCAGAGGAUAUGGGACCACCGGAGUCUCCGUUCGUCUCCUCGUCUUUCAAGCGCAAGUCGAGAAGUAUCGACACCUAUCGCUCAAGACCGAAAUCAAUGACGGCUGAUUAUCCGGCCACAGCAUCUGCCCCUCGUAUCCCUCGUCACUCAAACUCCCUGGGCACGACAUUAUCGACCGCGGACGAUAGCUCGAUGUUCGCGGGUCAUGAAGGGGAGGCGACGUGGUACGGUAUUCCGUUCGAGAGCCUUGUGAGGUUGACGUCGCCACACGAUCCAUUCUCUUCGUUCUCGCCGAUUGGGAGAGGACGAGACGCGGACGUCGCGACGCUCUAUUCUGCCGCUUCGAUUGUCUCGGUCCCGGGUCCUCGAACGUCACUAGCUCGAUCACCACUCCAAUCUGUAUUCCCGGGCGCACAACUGACGCAUACCCCGUCCUCGUCACAAUCGCAUGGAACGAAUCGCGAGAGCAGUCCCGUGCACAGUAUCGAUCUCGUCACAUCACCACGGGCGGACGAGACGUUGCAUCCUGCGCAUAAUGCACGAGUGGAGUACGAAGAGCGGGAAGUCGUGGCUGAUGCUGUACCGCUGCAGAGCACGCCUGACGAGAUCAUAGAGGGCGAACAUGGGCUCAUCAGAGCUAUCAUCCUCAACGAUCGAAUACACGCCUUGACAGUCGACACCGCGUCCUCCGUAGCCAUCUGGGACCUCAUCCGUGGCGUAUGUCUCGGGAAAUUCCCGUGUAGCGAUGUCGCGGCGGCGAGUUUGAACGGCAGUACGAGGACCGGUCCUGGGAGUGCUAGUGCGGCAAGUGGAAGCGGGAGUGGAGGUGGGGCGAGUAGUGGGAGGGAGAGGAGUCCGAGGGAGGCGUUGGAGAUUGUGAGGGAGAGGGUCGAGGGAGAGGCGGUUGUUAUGCCGUGGAGUACGGUGGAUACGAAGAUUGGAGUGUUGAGUGUGCAUUUGACGGAGAGGUGCUUUGAGGCGGAGGUUUAUGCGGAUGAGGUCAAUUGGGGCGAGAAGGGAGGUGGGGAGGAGCAUCGACUGAAUAUCGGCAAGUGGGUUCUUCGGAACCUGUUCUUAGGUUUUAUUCGAGAGCAGCAGAGAGCCUACGCACGUCGUGUACGAGGCCACGACGCAGGCGUACACCCUAUGCAACGCACAUCCCAUUCAAACCACGUCCACGACCCAGACUCUAUACCCGGAACUCCCAGAAGACGAUCGUCCACCUCGACCACUUCAAGUUCUUCCAUCUCCCGCCGCCUAUCCUAUCCACCCUCCCACGCCUCCAUCGUGUCUUCCCCAUCCCUCAUCCCAGCCGUCUCACCCCUCAUAACCUCCUCCGCCUCCGCAAACCCUCUCAAACCUACACUCUCACCACUCAUAACACCUAAAAUACCCCUACAUCAUAAUCACCACAGCGCGCUUACACCUAUCGCUCAGAGUCCUGGAAGUGAGAUUACUCCUGGCCCGGGAGUGACUAUCACGAGUCCUACUGGAAGACAUUCAAGGGCGUAUACUGAUACAAGUGCGACACCGCACCCCACUCAUCCACAUGCGGGCGAUUAUUUCUCCAUGACCGUGAGACGACCUUCGGUCUCUUCAGGAUUGCAGACACACUCGCAGACGCAGUUAAUGUCCACGUCGGCGUCCGACGAACAUGUGAGCUGGGGUCCUGGGGUGCCGAAUCCAAAUCAUGCUACUGCUCCCGCGGUCCCGAACCCGAAGGAGAUGGGAGUGGCGAGGGAUAAGGAGAAGGAGAGGGAUGUGAACCAGCCUUUGACGCCGAACAAGGAUGGGGGUGGAUUGAUGGGGAGGUUGAAGAGUUUGGGAAAGAGGAGGCCGGCGAGUGAGCAUGGGAAUAGGGAGGCUAAGGUGGUCAAUGCGGAGUUGGCGGCAGCGAAGGAGGCGACGGAGAGUGCACCACCUGUAUCGACUACCCAGUCUCCAGUACAAGCCCUCCUCGCUGGUACAAUCACCCCGCCCACCUCUGCAGAAGCCCCAACACUACCUCUGAACGGAUCCAUACAGAUCUUCAUAGCCGAGGAAGGGCCUCCCGGCUGGACCGUCACUUAUCGCGGUACAGUGUCGAGUACGGGCGCAGACGUGCACACUCUGGAGGAAGCAUUGCCGAUGUGGUUGUUGGAGUAUCUAUUGGUGAACAAGGCGCCAGUCGUGCCGAUCACGAAAAUUGGCUUUGUUUUGUUACCGUAUCAGAGUAAGGAGCCAGAUGCGGAGCAGUUGCCUGAGUUGUUGAACACGUCUCAGUCGAAACUUACUGCGAGUCGGUUCUUAAGGGUGCGGAAGCUGACGUCUCAUGUUCAAGACAAGAUCGAUAAAAUGGCAAACCACCUAAACACGCCGUCACCCACCGCUCGGAUCUCCCCUCGCUCCUCAAGUGACACCCACCACUCCUCAUCCUCCAACGGAAACACACUCAAAGACAGAGAACGCGAACGGUCUCACGAUUCAGGUCGUCCGAGACCCGAGGAGACGUGGGAGAUUUUGUGUAAUGAAACGGUGUUGCCGUUGGAUAUGACGCUUGCGGCCGUGAAGCAGUUCGUGUGGAAGCAGUCAGGGGAAUUGACGAUGCACUACAGGCGGAGGAGGGCGUGAUUGGACUUGUAUUGGGUUCCGGCUAGCUGGGGUGAAUGAGAAGGAUGGUAGUGAAAAAGGACGCUCUUACAAUUUACUUGUUAUCUGUGGGACGGGUACGAUUUUUUCGUUCGCAGGUGCGGUUGUGGCGCCGGGCGCACUGACUGACUGAGCUUGGUUUAUUUGUACGCUUGGUGUUUGUUCUUUUAGAUCUGGCUUUUGCUGUAGCAUACGUUCAAUGAGUUCUAAU
Molecule: messenger RNA, 4495 nt
Organism: Stereum hirsutum FP-91666 SS1
Lineage: Eukaryota; Fungi; Basidiomycota; Agaricomycetes; Russulales; Stereaceae
Product: WD40 repeat-like protein
Exons: 10
Coding region: 205-4266 (1353 amino acids)
Biological process (GO): double-strand break repair via homologous recombination; protein deubiquitination
Molecular function (GO): ubiquitin binding
Source: RefSeq, a predicted model, not a curated record